Messenger RNA from Magallana angulata, 2514 nucleotides. RefSeq lists its product as uncharacterized. NCBI's taxonomy places the organism in Eukaryota, Metazoa, Mollusca, Bivalvia, Ostreida, Ostreidae. The coding region runs from base 256 to 2514 and encodes 752 amino acids. The record is from RefSeq and is a predicted model, not a curated record. The transcript is spliced from 7 exons.
AUUUGUGACACAAUUUUGUUAAUCUUUUAUUUUCCUGUAAAAAAUGCUAAUGGAUCUGAUAAAAAAAGAGAUAACCAAGCAUUUCUAUUAAGCUGUUUGUAUAUCCCGCGGUGUAGUGCUGAUAAGACAGCUGGUCAGAAUAUGCAUAAUUCUGAACUGAUAAAGAGGCUCUACGUCAGAGGUUCGUCCCAGUUAUCAGCAUCAGUUCUUUGUUUACAAUUGAGAUAUAGAGGUUACACACGUUUUUAAUGUAUAAUGGUCAACUGUGCUGCAUUUGGUUGCAACAACAAGGCAGGAAAGGGUAGUGGACUUAGUUUUUUCCACUUUCCAAAAGAUUCUAAUUUGAGGAAGCAGUGGAUUUAUUACUGCAGAAGGAAGGAUUUUACACCUGGAGAUGGACAUAGACUGUGCUCAGUACACUUUUCAAACAAGUGUUAUGAUCAGGAUCCUGAGAUUGUGAGUACUCUAGGCCUAGAGUACAGCUUUAGGAAACGUUUAAAACCUGAUGCUGUGCCAGAUAUACCCCUUUUGUUUGAAGAAGAACAAGGCAAUUCAGAAAAACCUAGUAAAGUGCGAGGAGCAUAUGCAAAACGGCAGCGAGCAGAGGUUCUAAAUGAAGCUUUGAAUGAAAGUUUGUCACUCCCAUUUGAUGAUUCUUUGGAAAAUAUAAGUAUCCCUGAAAACCUUUCCACAGAGCCCUCCAAAGAAACUAGAAACAAAAAAGUUCAGGUUGAUAUUCACCCUCCUCAACGCACAAGGUCCAAUCAGACAGACGAGCGAAUAGUUUCAUUGAAAGUAAAGCAGAGAUCAUUUGGUACCCAGACAGAUGACACAAUAACCCAAGUUCAAUCGAUUUCAUCAUUGUCACACCAAGUUAUGGAAGAUAUUCCAAGUGAUGAACUUGAAGAUAAUGAUGAAGAUUCAACUGAGGAAGAAGAGGAAGAUUCAGACGAGCUUUAUCUUCCAAAUGACUCUGACCUUGAAGUUGAUGAUGACGAGGAUGGUGAAGGGGAAGUUCAGACGGCGACUUACAAGUUAAGACAGGAUACAGCACCCAUGGAUGAGAAGCAGUUCUUAGUCAGUGAAACUGCACUAGCUGAAUUGUUGUCUGUAUGUCGCUACUGUAGUGCAGAAUGUACACCUGUUAUCAAGUUUUUUAGAGGGACAUUCAUUUACACAUCUUCAAAAUGUUUAAAUGGGCACGAAUUUACUUGGAGUAGUCAACCAUGCCACAACACUUUGCCUUGGUCCAAUCUUUUCACAGCUACUGUCAUACUGACUAGUGGCUGCAAUGCUACCAAAGUAUUGCAAGUAUUCAAGAACAUGAACUUGCAGAUGUUCACUGCUAGAACAUACAACAGACUACAGGCAUAUUAUGUUGUACCUUCUGCGACGAAAACCUGGGAUUUUGAACAGUCCCAGUUGUUAACAGAAAUAAAGGAUGGACCAAGCCAAGAUGUUGUUGUAGGUGGAGAUGCUAGGUGCGACUCACCCGGAUACUCUGCUAAAUAUGGGACAUAUACAAUCAUGGAUCUGGAAAGGAACAAAAUUCUAGAUUUUCAGCUUGUUCAGAGUAAUGAAGUCAAAGGAUCAUCCCACAUGGAACUUGCAGGUUUGAAAAGAGCUAUGGGAUUUUUAAAAGAUCAUGUGAACAUCAAAACACUAGUCACUGAUCGCCAUUCCAUGGUCAAAAAGUACAUGAAAGACUGUCAUGCAGAGAAAAAUCAUUACUUUGAUGUCUGGCACAUUGCAAAAGGUGUAUCUAAGAAACUUGAAACAGCAUCAAAAAAGGUCAGCGGUAAGCAAAUACGACCUUGGAUUAAGUCUAUUGCUAACCAUUGCCACUGGACAGCUUCAUCAAGUGAAGAUGAUGGUGAACUGAAGCAAGCUAAGUGGGCAUCUGUUGUCAACCACAUUGCCAACAAACAUGACAACCACUCCUGGAAGUACCCUAGAUGUGAGCAUGCUCCAAUCAAUGAUGAAAGACUAUGGAUUAAAGAAGAUUCGGUCCCCUACAAGCGGAUGAAAGAAAUCAUUUUGAGCCCUUUCCUUGUAAAGGACAUUGCCAAACUUUCACCUGCUCACCAAACCUACAGCCUUGAAAUGUUCCACUCCGUGGUGAAUCACUAUGCACCAAAGAGCAUUCAUUUCUACUACCCGGCCAUGUAUGCAAGAUUGAGUGUUGCAGCUCUGCAUUUUAAUGAAAAUAGUGGAAGACAGCAGGCAACUUCCAAAUCUGGUGAAUUGCAGUAUGGAAUAUCUUAUCCGAAAGCAAAAAGGGGAUUAGAGGCAGUCGUCAAACCAAAGAAAACACCUCCAACAUUUAACUAUGUGACAAUAAUUAAACAAGCUGUUCAUGAACGGAGAAGUUCAGAGUGCCCAUCAUAUAGAUCAGCUGCACUGGAUAUUUCUGUCCUAAAUGAAGAUGUUCCAGUGCCACUCACUCCGAAUUUUGAACAUUUCGAGAAGGCAGCUUUAAUUCGCAGGCAUUCAUCAAGAUAUGCAAGAAGAUAA